CCCCAGUUGCCCCUCCCUCUAUCUCACUCCUAUGAUCCUAUCUUUCUCUCUCUCAUUUAUUCCGGUGAGAAGGGUCAGAAUCCGGUUGUUGCUGUCAGACUCCUCCGGUGACUUUUUUCAUUUAUAUAUACCCCACCCUCCUUACUCUUUUAGCCUUACACAAUUCUUAUUAUUUUUUUCUCUUCUACUCCCACACUAACUUCAACGCCGGCGACAAGCGCAAGUUAGUAAUAGCCGUGUAAACACACGGUUACAUGCUUACAUAGGCGCAAGGUAGCAACGCCACCCCUUAUGAAGGAGUAUAUAGCUGCCUAAAGCACCAAAUUUGUACUAGGAAAGCACACUGCGUAGGAUAGCAAGGGUGGUUAAUGAUGAACAUGGCGUCGCCGGAGAUGCUGCACUGCCUAAGUACGUCAGGGAAUGUUGCCGGAAACGGUACCGACAUGACUGUUUUCGAGAGGCAGAGAGUCCGGAUGAAGUGGCAGCAAGAGCAGUUUCAGCAGCAGCAGCAGCAGCAACAGCAGAGCUAUUUUGGUGGAAAUGAGUUUAGUAUGUUUUCCAUGGGUGGUCAGGUUGGACAAGCUCAGCAGUUUCAUGGGUUGAUCAACGGUGACUCAGCGGGCGUCGGGGACUUGUUGGGCCGGGCGGUGAAGGCGGACCCCGGUUUGGAAAAUGUGUGGCCGGAGUUUGGGAAAUUGACGAUGCCCGGAACCGGAUUUAAUGUGGAGAACGCAGGAUUUGAGUCUGCAGGAAUACUGAAUUGCUCGGGGUUUGAGAUGAAUCAUACUACUUCGAGAACCUCCAGUUGCCCACUAGCGGCGGCGGAGGCUAAAGUUCGGGAGUCUGUUUUGCCAGAGAAGAUAGCUUCGGCGGUCGGAAGAGAGAGCUUCAAGAAGAGAAAGGCUGAUAAGGUGCAGAGCCCAAAGGUUGUUGCAGAAGAGGAAACCAAAGAUAAGAGGAUUAAGGGAUGUGCAGAGGAUGGGGAGUCCAAGAUCACUGAGGCAAACAAUAACAAAAACAGCACCACCACCACUACAACCACCGCAACCACCACCACCACCAACAACAACAAUAGAGAAACAUCAGCAGAUACUUCAAAGGUUUCAGAAGUUCAAAAACCCGACUACAUUCAUGUUCGAGCACGGCGAGGCCAGGCCACUGACAGCCACAGCCUGGCCGAAAGAGUGAGAAGGGAGAAAAUCAGCGAGAGAAUGAAAUAUCUGCAAGAUUUAGUUCCGGGAUGCAACAAGAUCACAGGGAAGGCCGGAAUGCUCGAUGAAAUCAUCAAUUAUGUACAAUCUCUUCAACGACAAGUAGAGUUUCUAUCCAUGAAACUAGCAGCUGUGAAUCCCAGACUUGACUUCAACAUCGACAACUUCCUAGCAAAAGAGGUGUUUCCUGCUUGUGCAGCCAAUUUUCCAACCAUCGGAAUGUCAUCAGAAAUGACUAACCCUUCAUAUCUUCACUAUGAUCCAAUACAACAAGUGGCUACAUGUGGGGUGGAAAUGGGAAUAAAUCCCGCAGAAAUCGCGCUCCGCAGAACCAUAAGCGCCCCAGUAUCAAUCCCUGAUACUUUUCUGGACUCCUGCUUCACUCAAAUCCAGCCCUCUUCAACCUGGGAUGCUGAUUUACAAAACCUUUACGGCCCAGAAUUUCAUCAAGGAAGAUUAAUGUCCUUCCCAUCUCAGGCAGCAUUUACAGGUCCCAUUGAUGCUAGCAAUCUAAAGAUGGAGAUGUGAAUCGGAACAUUAAUCAUACGAUUUCUUGGAUGAGUUUAAUCCAUAUGCCAUUUCGCCCUGAUUCUUUUUCGAUUUUUUUCUCCAAGUACAUAAAAUAUAUAAUGUAUGUAUAUUGCAGCGUACUAUAAAUAAUAUCGAUACGUAUUGACCUCAA
Molecule: messenger RNA, 1893 nt
Organism: Vitis vinifera (wine grape)
Lineage: Eukaryota; Viridiplantae; Streptophyta; Magnoliopsida; Vitales; Vitaceae
Product: transcription factor bHLH63
Exons: 7
Coding region: 369-1739 (456 amino acids)
Biological process (GO): regulation of DNA-templated transcription
Cellular component (GO): nucleus
Molecular function (GO): protein dimerization activity; DNA-binding transcription factor activity
Source: RefSeq, a predicted model, not a curated record